This is a messenger RNA of Haliotis rufescens (red abalone), 1322 nucleotides long. RefSeq names its product mucin-5AC-like. The record is from RefSeq and is a predicted model, not a curated record. The transcript is spliced from 6 exons. Bases 45 to 1034 code for a protein of 329 amino acids. Lineage: Eukaryota; Metazoa; Mollusca; Gastropoda; Lepetellida; Haliotidae.
AAAAUAGAUGACAUCCAGUGACGUGAGACACACACAGCUGCCAAAUGUGUAAUGUGUGGGAUAUGAAGCUAAAGUAUAGCGCUUUUAUCGGAAUCAGCACGUAUGUUUACCUGUGGUUUUCGUCCGUUGAAGCCGCUUGCUUUCAAGACCGGGACAAAGUCAUCCCCAUGUGUGAGAGCAAAACAAUAACGGGGAGCACCCUCUACAUCGAGGCCAACACCACCGUCCAGGGCAAUGAGCUGUGUUCCUGUACCGCCACUAGCUCUAGGACUGGAGAGGUGGGGAUAUUUGCUGUAGUUGGCACUACCUUCAGUGACUGUUCAGUACGAGUGGACGUGUAUGAACGCAUGUCAAGCCAGGAUUCAAACAUCUACAGCAUACACUGUCUGCAGGAUGCAUCGUAUAGCAGGAGUAUGGCAGCAAACACGGAAGUCAUGUAUAACCUGACUGGUCCCGGAACCAUCGACUCCUGUGUCAUGAUGCGCACUUUUGCUACAGGAUCAACGAUAACAAUAACGUGUUCACCAAAGAUCCAAGUCGCCACAACCAUUGCGCCACCAACUACGCCUGCACCUACGACUCAAGCCGCUACAACACCAGCUCCAACCACACAGGCACCGACCACACAAAGACCAACACAGUCACCCCGACCAACUACACAACCACCUGUAAAACAAUCACCAACCACACAGGCACCUACUACACAGGCGCCAACAUCACAUGCAGCGACCAGAGCUACACCGACAUCCUCAACCCCCGUCGUAGGAUCAACGCAAUCACCGUAUGACGAGUUCCCAGUUGGCUGGGUAAUUGGAGUCAUUGGCCUCUUCAUUAUUGUACUCGUCUUGUCCAUUGUGAUGUGGUUCAAAAGACAUGCCCUUUGCAGAAAGAACGUCAAACAAGAAACAGAACAGUCACAGGUUUAUUCAACAUUUCAAGUACCAUCGGAUGAAAAUGAAUAUCAGUCGUUGGAUAUUUCCCAGUCGGCGUCAGACAGAGUGUAUUACAAUGUACCUGAAACGUUGGCCAUCUGAACUCAUUCUGUGAUGCCUGGUUUAUCACCUCGUACUCUGAAGAUGAUGACCAGUGCAGUUAUCUUUUGUAAAUGAGACUGGUGCAAUCUGCAAUAGUGUAUAUAAGUGUACAUAGUGAGUCUACGUUGCUUGGAAUGAAUAACAUUUGUGUUUCUGACAUAAAUGUUUCUGUAAUAUAUAAAGGUGGCACGGGUGGCCCAGUCGUCUAAGGCGCCGAGAUUUGCUGUGCAGAGUUGCGUCCCUUGGGCACGUCAGAAACCUAUGACCUUGGGUUCGAAUCCCCGUUCA